This is a messenger RNA of Brugia pahangi, 591 nucleotides long. The record is from the annotation of a GenBank genome assembly. Lineage: Eukaryota; Metazoa; Nematoda; Chromadorea; Rhabditida; Onchocercidae.
AUGGCAAGUCUCCCGGAAACUCGUGCCAAUCGAUCUAGAGCUUUCGCACGUGUUCGCGUGGAUUAUUUUGGCCCUCUUUCAAUCAAGGGCAAUAGCGUGUCAACAAAAAGGUGGGUAAUAUUAUUUACAUGCUUUACAACAAGAGCCAUGCAUCUCGAAUUAGUAAAAGACCAAUCCGCAGAAACCUUUUUGCAUGUUAUCCGAAGAUUUGUUGCAAGACGAGGGUGUCCUGAGCUAAUUCUGAGUGACAAUGCCACUCAAUUCCAGGCUUUCAGAUCUCUUAUGACACAAAUCAAAGUCUCCAACUUCUUAGCAAAGGAAGGAAUGACUUGGAAAAAUAAUAUACCAAAGGCUCCGUGGCAAGGAGGAAUCUACGAGAGAUUAAUUGGGUUAACGAAAAAUGCGCUAAGAAGAGCCACUGGCAGAAAAUUCCUAGCGGAAAGGGAAUUGGUAAUAUUAAUUGCAGAAGUUGAAGGUAUACUUAAUACUCGACCACUAACUUACGCCAAUUUUGACGAUUGCGUCAUUAUACGUCUAAUUGAUUUUAUUUUGCCUAACGCUUCGCUCCAUCUACCUAUACACCCCUUAUAG